This is a messenger RNA of Jaculus jaculus (lesser Egyptian jerboa), 2282 nucleotides long. RefSeq names its product kinesin family member C1 (gene Kifc1). Lineage: Eukaryota; Metazoa; Chordata; Mammalia; Rodentia; Dipodidae. The coding region runs from base 121 to 2151 and encodes 676 amino acids. Gene Ontology annotation, biological process: microtubule-based movement. The record is from RefSeq and is a predicted model, not a curated record. Gene Ontology annotation, molecular function: microtubule motor activity; ATP binding; microtubule binding. The transcript is spliced from 11 exons.
UCCCGUGGCUCGCGGGCUCUGAGUCGUGUGCCCGUGGCGGAGAGAACGCGGGUCCCGGAGCGCCGGCGCCCCGUCCGUCCUGCGCCAGCGUGUCCCGCACGUCGGGAGGCAGAGGCGGACAUGGAGCCGCAGAGGCCACCCUUGUUGGAAGUGAAGGGGAACUCAGAGCUGAAGACACCAUUGGUCAAAGCCUCCUCCCGGCUGCCUCUCCCAGGAAGCAGGCUCAAGAGGGGCCCUGACCAAAUGGAGAAUGCCUUGGAGCCUGCAAAGAAACGAACACGAGGCCUGGGUGCAGUGACCAAAACUGACACAUCCCGUCCCAGAGUACCACCCCUGUCCACCGUGUCACAGACACAUGGCCAGACUACAGGUGCAGCUCAGAAAGUCCCCAAGAAGACAGGACCUCGUUGUUCCACAGCUGCUACUGCAGUGCUGAAGAGCCAGAAGCCAGCCCCUGCCGUUCCUGCCCAGAAGCCCGGCACCUCAGCUGCUCCUCCUCCCGUGGUGACAGGGAAGAAACCCGGCAAACGUCCUGCCUGGGACUUAAAGGGUCAGUUAUGUGACCUAACCGCUGAGCUGAAGCGCUGUCGCGAGAAGACGCAAACCCUGAACCAGGAGAACCAGCAGCUGCGGGAGCAGCUCCGGGAGGCGCAGGAGCAGGCGGCGGCCCUGGGCGCAGCGCGCAGCUCUCUGGAAGGGGAGCUGGGCAGCGUGCGCGCGCAGGCCGAGCAAGGCCGCCAGGAGCUGGAGAGUCUCAGCGCCCGGGUCUUGGAGCUGGAGGACCGGCUAGGCACACAGGAGGGCCUGGUUCAAGAGCUCCAGAAAGAACAGUCGGAAUUACAGGAGGAACGGAGGGCCCUGGCCGCGCGGCUGGAGGAGCAGGAGAGGAGGCUGCAGGUAUCAGAAGCAUCUCUGUCGAGCAGCCAAGCUGAGGUGGUAUCCCUGCGACAGGAGACUGCAGCCCAGGCAGCUUUACUGGCUGAGCGGGGAGACCGGCUCCACGGGCUAGAGAUGGAGCGUCGGCGACUGCACAACCAGCUUCAGGAGCUCAAGGGCAAUAUCCGAGUAUUCUGCCGGGUUCGCCCUGUCCUGGCAGGAGAGCCCACUCCAUCCCCUGGCUUCCUUUUGUUUCCCCCUGGCCCUGCUGGGUCCUCUGAUCCUCCAGUCCGCCUUAGCCUCUCGCGAUCUGAUGAUCGGCGUGGGACCCUAAGUGGAUUGCCAGCCCCCCCUACUCGCCAUGAUUUCUCUUUUGAUCGGGUGUUCCCGCCAGGAAGCAGGCAGGAUGAAGUGUUUGAGGAGAUCGCCAUGCUCGUCCAGUCAGCCUUGGACGGCUACCCUGUUUGCAUCUUUGCCUAUGGCCAGACGGGCAGUGGCAAGACAUUCACAAUGGAGGGUGGGCCUGGGGGAGACCCCCAGCUGGAGGGGCUGAUCCCUCGGGCCCUGCGGCACCUCUUCUCUGUGGCUCAGGAGAUGAGUGGCCAGGGCUGGACCUACAGCUUUGUGGCUAGCUAUGUAGAGAUCUACAAUGAGACUGUCCGAGACCUGCUGGCCACUGGGACCCGGAAGGGCCAAGGAGGCGAGUGCGAGAUUCGCCGGGCAGGACCGGGCAGUGAGGAGCUGACUGUGACCAAUGCAAGAUAUGUCCCAGUGUCUUGUGAGAAAGAGGUGGAGGCCUUGCUGCAUUUGGCUCGCCAGAAUCGGGCCGUGGCCCGCACAGCCCAGAACGAGCGGUCAUCUCGCAGCCACAGUGUGUUCCAGCUGCAGAUCUCUGGGGAGCAUGCUGCUAGGGGCCUGCAGUGUGGGGCCCCCCUCAAUCUUGUGGACCUGGCUGGAAGUGAGAGACUAGAUCCUGGCCUAGCCCUGGGCCCUGGAGAGCGGGAUCGUCUUAGGGAGACACAGGCCAUUAACAGCAGUUUGUCUACGCUGGGACUGGUGAUCAUGGCCUUGAGCAACAAGGAGCCUCAUGUGCCUUACCGGAACAGCAAACUUACCUACCUGCUGCAGAAUUCUCUGGGUGGCAGUGCUAAGAUGCUCAUGUUUGUGAACAUUUCCCCCCUGGAGGAGAACGUCUCCGAGUCACUCAACUCUCUACGCUUUGCUUCCAAGGUGAACCAGUGUGUCAUUGGUACUGCCCAGGCCAACAAGAAAUGAAGAGGGAUGAAAGCUCACUUUUCCUGUUUAUAAGGGGGAGGGGGGAGGGAUGCUUUACUGGACGGAGAGCAUAUGUACCCAGGCUUAUCAAAUAAAGUAUUUUGAAAUAAAGGUUUUAUUCGUAGCUGCCA